UUCUCUUGAACUAAUAGCAUUUCUUUCCCAUUUUAGCUUGUGAAAUUAUAAAUCUACCCCAGAGGACAACAGAAGUAGCUCAGGAAGAAUGGAAGGGGACCAGUUGGAAUCCUUGGACCUCUCUUCAGAAGCUUUGCAUGCUGAGGUGACCAUGGUGGUGACAGGAGAACCACCUAGUGCUAUAGAAGAAGAAGUAGAUGAUGAAGAAGAGGAAGAAACCUCCUCAGAAGUCAUAGAUUUACUGUCCCUUCUAGAUGUGCUGAGGGUCUCUGCCAUUAUGGAGGACAUCAUCGACCAGCUUUCCAUUCUAGGCUACAUCAUUCCAGUCCAAUAUGAAAGGAGGCAGAGUGUCAGCCAGAAAACCAGCCAUGAAGGAACAUCUAUGGUCUCAAGCACAAGGAAAUUAUCUGCUUCUUUGUCAAGUAAGGAAAAAUCCACAGUGUCAGAAAUCAAACAACGAGGCCAAGACUUCUUAAAGAAGCCUACAAGGCAGACAGUGAUGACCCUGGAGAUCCUGAAGAAAAUUCAGAAUGACAGGCAAUAUUUCAGUGAUGUGAUCGCAAAUGCCAUGAAGGAGAUGCAAGAGUCUGGCUCAUUCAAGAGUCUCCUGGAAGCCUUGGGCAGAGAAAGAGACAACAAAAUGAAUUUCCAUGAUGUCAUCACAAGGGAGGAAAAAGGAAGAAGACAGAUAAAAUCUCUUCAAAAACAGUUAGUUGAUGUAAAAAAGGAGCGUCAAAUGCAAGUACAGAAUGGGAAUGAAUACAUUGCUCACCUCAAGGACCAGUUACAAGAGAUGAAGGCCAAAACCAACAUGGAGAAUCUUUAUAUGAAAAGAAACACUGAGCUGCAGAUUUCCCAGACCCAGAAGAAAUGUAACAGAGCAGAGGAACUCUUGCUGGAGGAGAUUGAGAAACUAAGGAUGAAAACUGAAGAAGAGAACAGAGUUCACACGGAGAUCGAAAUGUUCCUUAAGAAAGAGCAGCAGAAACUUGAGGAGAAGCUAGAGUUCUGGAUGGAGAAAUUUGAUAAAGACACAGAAGCGAAACAGAAUGAAUUAAAUGCUCUCAAGGCUGCCAAAGCCUCUGACCUAUCACAUCUUCAAGACCUUGCAAAGAUGAUCCGGGAGUAUGAGCAAGUCAUUAUUGAGGACCGGUUGGAAAAGGAGAAGACCAGGAAGAAGAUGGAGCAGGACGACCUGGAGCUGAAGAGCAUCGUGAAGCUCCAGGCCUGGUGGCGAGGUACAGUGGUCCGGAAGGAAAUUGGAAGUUUCAAAAUGCCCAAGAAAGACAAAGAUGACAGUAAAGAUUCCAAAGGAAAGGAGAAGGAAAAACGGAGAGGCAAGAAGUGACAAGUACCCGUUGUUCUUUCCUCCGGUUUCAAGAGACACAAAUGAUGCUAUCACAACACUCACCUGUGGUUUGUCAUCCUUGAUGCCUAGGGAGUUCACUAGGUCUGUUACCCUAGUUUUCAGAUCCCAAAUGGGGGCUGUAGGGCCUCUUCACCAGAGUGUGGACUUGGGGGAAGAAGUGAUGAGUAGCUUCUUUCUCAUUAGAAAACAGUUCAUUGGCUUAUAGUGAUGCAUUAAAAACUCCUGUAAUAUUUCUGAUUCUGAUUUUAUACCAUAUGAUUAAAGUUAAAAACUGCUAGAAGCAAAA
This is a messenger RNA of Phodopus roborovskii (desert hamster), 1655 nucleotides long. RefSeq names its product IQ motif containing G (gene Iqcg). Bases 89 to 1348 code for a protein of 419 amino acids. Gene Ontology annotation, cellular component: cytoplasm; sperm flagellum. NCBI's taxonomy places the organism in Eukaryota, Metazoa, Chordata, Mammalia, Rodentia, Cricetidae. The record is from RefSeq and is a predicted model, not a curated record. The transcript has 10 exons. Gene Ontology annotation, molecular function: protein binding. Gene Ontology annotation, biological process: cilium organization; sperm axoneme assembly.